CAGAUGACUGUAAAUAUGGCGGGUGUGGAGUGAGACGCAUGCCUGAACUUUACAUUGAGAAUUGAUUUCUGACUCCAUUUAUUCUUUUCACGUGAAAGAAAACCGUCGAACAAAACAUGUCCCGCCACAGGAAUGUACGAGGGUAUAACUACGACGAAGAUUUUGACGAUGACGACAUGUACGGACAGUCGGUGGAGGAUGACUACUGCAUUUCACCUGCUACUGCUGCACAGUUUAUCUACUCGCGUCAAGACUCGAGACAUGCACGGCAGGUGGAACCGCUGGAGGAGGCAGAGUUUGAGGUAGAGGAUGAGAUGCCAACCUCUCCCACCAUCACAAACACUCUUGACCCUCUAGAACAAGGUCGGUUGUAUUCCUGUUUGGAUCAAAUGAGAGCAGUGCUGGGAGACUCCGUUCCAGAUGCCAUGUUAACACAAGCAGCUUUGAAGUACGACUACGAUCCUCAAAGAGCCCUUGACUUCAUUCUGGCCGAAGAGAAUACCAAUACGGACACCCCUCCAGACAGCACCAACCAGAAGCCAGAGCCUACCACCACACCAGUACCACAGAAAGGAGCCUUAUUUGUUUCAUCACUCAAUAGGACUAAGACUGAAAAAAAUACACACUCGACUGGCAAACCCCAGAAACGAGUCCCUGUGCCAUCUUAUAACCUCAGUGAUUUGUUAGCCAUGUCUGAGACGAACAAGAUCAGGACUGUUACUCAAAAUUUUCCCCCUGGUCUGGGGAGCUUGGCUAAUAAUAGUUCGAAAGCAGUUUCAAGUAAGUCUUUGGAAAAGUCAUUUGAGGGACAAUCUUCCAGACAAAAUUCACUGGCCCAACUAAUAGCUCCGCAUGAACAGAAGUGUACUAAUAUCCCACCACUGGUCCCCUACACUGGUAUCUCACUGGAUUACAGUAUUCCUCUGACUGCCAGUCUCACACAAGGCCCUGAAGUUCCUACUGGUUCUUGUUCUAAUCCAACUGCCCCACUAUCUGCAGCUCAGGGCCCAGGCGUCCCACCGUUGUCUUUGUUUUCUCUUGGUUCUGGUGCAAGUUUCUCUACUGGCCUGUCUUUGGGAACUUCUGCCUCUAGUCUGUCUGUAACAUCCAACUCAUCUCUUCUCACCUGCUCGCUUAGUAAUCUGACGUUGCAAGACCCUCGGGUAUCCACCCCUCUUCCUGUCUCAUUGGGAAGUUUGAGCUCUGGCUUGCAAAGCAGCAGGCCACUGGGAAUACCUCCCCACCUAAACUCCGACUCCAAGAGCCGUGGGGUCGAAGCUCAUGGGGGGAGCCCGUCCUUAGCCGAGCUAAUUCAGAAGCAUCAGGGCAGCAGUCCUAAACUGUAUGAUUUUUUGCCAGGACUCCAAAAUACACGCAAUUUGCACACCAACAAUACUCAAAACAAUACAAACCUCAAAACAUGCAAACAUCCUCCUCCUGGCUUUUUAUGGACACCGUCCCUUUUUGACCUGAUAUCCCAGCACCAAGCUAAUGGCCAGCAACUCCCAGCAUACACUGUGUCUCGCAAAACUGGAACUAGUGACAGGGCAACAAAUAGCAAAACUUCUGUUGCUAAGCCCUGCCCACUUAGUUUAAAUCAGAACGUUGACCUUGGCACUCUCAUGUCCCAGACAUCUCCAAAUGCUUCUCCAGGUUACCAAGACAACCACUCACCAACCCUCUUGAGUUUUUCCAACAUGUCCGCUAGUCACAAAAAACGUGUAUUUGCAGACCCGUCCGUGUUUGCGUUAGCCAUGUGCAUGCGCGUAAGAAAAGGGAAGAGUUGGCGGAAAAGUGCGAGACAUAAAGCUUUCUUAUAUAGCAAGCAGAUGGAAAGAGUCAAGGAACGAGUGCAGUGUGCACCCCUCCAUCACAUCACUCCGUUUUCUUUCGACACGCCCUCUCCGGAUGACAUAGUCAAAGCAAAACAACGAAGAGCUUUUACUCGGGAAUGAGAAUCAGUGGAUCCCACUUUUUUACGUUUGUAACUAAGUUAUGUUUUAAAGGUUAACACUGCAGAACAUCUUAAGAUCUGAACUAUUUCAAGUCUGAUUGGGGAGUUUCAAGUCUUAGGUUUAUUUUAUGUCCCUCUAUUAUAGCAUUUAACAUUUGAAAACACUGUCGCCACUGGGCAUAAUGCGAAACAAAUGAAACAAGUGUUUAAGUUUGUAUUCUUUAGCAUGUGGGCAGUUAUAAUAAUAUUAGAGAGACAGUUCACCCAAAAAUAACACUUUUGUCAUAUUUACUCACCCUUUGAGUUGUUCCAAAUCUGUAUAAAUGUCUUUGUUCUGAUGAGCACAGAGAAAGAUGUUUAUUCAGAACAAAGAAAUGUAUACAGAUUUAGAACAGCUUGAGGGUGAGUAAAUGAAGACGGAACUUACAUUUUUGGGUGAACAGUUCAUUUAAGAACAUACUGCACUGAGUUUGAUUGUAGACUUCCAUUCAAGCUCUGAAAUUAUUUACACAAUUUUUUUUUUCAUAACAUAACCUUAUAAUAUAAAUAAUGGAUGCUGAAGAGCAGUGAAAAUAUGAAGACGAAGACACUUGAUGGUAACAAAUGACAUAGUUUUGAUGUCACAUGGGCUAAAUGUAUUAAUCAAAAAAUCAAAUGCUCCUGUCUGACUAGUAUUAUUUUUAAGAUUUAUAUCUUACAAAGUUUUAAUUUUGAUGUUUGGUGUACAUAUUUUCAAGAGCGCAACCUUUUUUUUAUAUUUUUGUACUUGAUUUUUGUAGUUUCAUUAUGUUUUGAUAAAUUAGUGUGAAGUAUAGUGAGCAGAAGGAAAACAGUAACGUUUCUGUACAGCUGUUCUGGUGUAUUUUGAAAUAAGGAGCAGCUCUGGUUUACCACACAUACAGAAACGGGAGACAUUUGGGUUGGGGGACACCUGGAGUUUUUCCCUUUGCGUCUUUUGCCACACCCAGACACAACCCCCCCUCCCCCGUGCUGUAAAGGUGCUUUUAAAUAUUAUAAUCCAUGUUUAGUAAACGAUUUUCUACAGUUUUCAUUUCAAUUAUCUGCCUCAUUUUUUAAGUUCUUUUAAAGCACUGAUAUUUGUAACUUGUAUAGAUUCUGAAAUAAAACUUUCUUGUUUAAUUUCUGAGA
Messenger RNA from Triplophysa rosa, 3103 nucleotides. RefSeq names its product HBS1-like translational GTPase (gene hbs1l). Gene Ontology annotation, molecular function: GTP binding; GTPase activity. The record is from RefSeq and is a predicted model, not a curated record. The transcript has 5 exons. Gene Ontology annotation, biological process: translation. Bases 117 to 1955 code for a protein of 612 amino acids. Lineage: Eukaryota; Metazoa; Chordata; Actinopteri; Cypriniformes; Nemacheilidae.